Messenger RNA from Rotaria sordida, 3802 nucleotides. The record is from the annotation of a GenBank genome assembly. NCBI's taxonomy places the organism in Eukaryota, Metazoa, Rotifera, Eurotatoria, Philodinida, Philodinidae.
AAAAAAAAAGCAAAAUUUUCGCAUAGAUUAUUUUAUAUAUAGAACAAUAUAGUUGUUGUCUAUUUGAAUACAAAGUAAGAAUAGAUAAUGGUAGUGUAUAUUUAUGUUUUAUUGUUCUUAGAGUUUAUUAUUUUAUAAGAAAAAUAAAUAUGUAUUCUUUCUAUCAUUAUUCAUCUGAUAUAUUUAUAUCACGAACGAAAAAUUUUAUUAUUACUCUAUUGCAGUUAUUAUCUUACGAAAAAAAAAAAAAAGUAAUAUUACUAGUGAGAAAGAAGAGAAUUAUAAUACUAUGGUUAUUGUUGUAGAAAGGAAAUCAUUGAUGAUUAUAUAGCUAUUGUUAAAGUAUAUUUUUAUAAAUUUCUAUUAUUAUUCUAUGAUAUAUGUCGAAAGAAUUUGACCUAUUUAUUUCUGACGUUCUAUAAUACUUACACACAGAUAUAUUUUUCUCAUGAGAGAACAUUUUCUUACUAAAAACUAUUGAGUUAUAGGUUAUCGAUCAUGUUCUGAUUUCGAAUAUGACUAUAAGAAAUUUCCUAUAGGUAUUUAUAUAACUGGUUUUCUAGAUUAAUAAAUAUUUUGCCCAAAUAUCGAUUUUAAUCUUAUCUUUUCUGUUUUCAAAAACAUGAAUUUUAAAUAAAAUCAUAUUGAAGCAUAUCUUUUGUAUGAAUUAACAUGGUUGUAUUUUUUGAGGGAAAAAAAAGAACGAUUUGAAACAGAAAAAAUUAUCGUUUUCUAUGCAAUUCGAUAUGCUCUAUAAUCUGAACAGAUCGAGAAGUUUGUUAGACUAGAAAAUUAGCAUGAUUCGUAAUGGACAAUCCAUGAACUUUUCGGAUCUCUCUUUGUUCACGUAUUUUAAAUAGUUUUAAAUUAAUUAAUAAGUUUGUGAAACUGACAUUAUAUUUUUCGAACAAAAGUAUAGUGAGUAUAAGUUUUAGAUCAAGGUUUUGCGACUUUCCUCUCAUAGUAACAUAAAGAUGAGAGAACGAUCAUUGGGUACAUUUCCAUUAGACGCCGAAGUCAAUAGGCAUCAGUCUCCUUUCCCCCAAUGUCUCUUUGGAACAGAAGAAAAGCGAAAAUAACAAGAUUUAAACUAUUCUAGAACAUUCCAAAUGUCUGAAAUACAUUUGUGAAUGUUCUAAAUAGUGUAAUGUUUUAUAUUUUUGCACAUAAAAACUUCUAUUCAACAUGUUAAGGAUGAUACAUUGAUAUGUCACAAUUGUCAUAUGAUCAACAUACAGAAGUAUGAACUCAUUAAGUUAUAAAUCAAUAUCAUUGUUUGUAAGCUUAUCGAAAUAAAUAAUAGUGUGUUGAGAUCUACUAUCGAUAUUGUACAAUAGGUGAAUUUGUUCAGUUAAAUCGAUGUUAAAUUUAAAAAAAGAAAACGACGAGUAAAUAGACAAAUAAAAAAAAGCCUAAUUACUAUUUGUAAAUAAGACAGAUUGUUUCUCUAACGAUCGAUUAUACUUGGAAAACAACUAUAGGUUUUUAGAGAUUUUUCAAUUGAUAUAUUUUAUGACUAAAGACCUGCGCUGAUAAGUUUUUUAUUAAAUUUAAAAAAAUAUUAAUUCAAUUCUCUUUUUCUUUCUUCUUUUUUCAAGAAUAUCCAACAAGAAGAUCCUUUCGAAAACGAGAUGAUUUUGGUAUUGUUCAUAUAGCUAAAGAAACAACACCAAUAGAAUUAGAUAAUGAAAUAUCAUCAACUAAACCCUCAUCUGUUAUGGAUGCAAUUGUCCAAGAAAUGCCUAUUUCACCAAUUAAACUUGAUUCUAAUAAAUUAGAUGAAGAUUUACAACAACAACAACAACAACAACAAUCUACAAUUAUAACAACUGAAGAACCACCUCAAACACUUGAUGAUACUUCGCCUACACGUACUAAUUUACCAUCUCAAACAGUAACACCUGUAGGUGAACGUUUAAUAAAAUCCAAAAUCAUACCCGAACAAGCACGUGCAUUAGCACAUGCACUUAAACAUGCUGUUGUUAAACCAUUAAAAAAAACUAUAGCAACAAAAAAAAUGAAAUCUCUUGAUAUUAAUACAAAUGAAUCACCAAUCACACAAUCAUUAACAAAUCGAUCAUCAAUAAUUAGUGAAAAUUCUGAUAAUAUUGUAAAUGAAACAUCUGUUGAUUCAUAUGAAUCAAUAAAUCCUUUAGCAUUAACACCACCACCAGCUAAACCACCACGUCAUAAUGAUGAAUCUGGUUCAUCAUCAUCUAUAGAAAUAAAUUCACCACCAAUAAAACCGCCUAGACAUUUUUCAUUAUCGAGUAAUAAUAAUAAUGAUGAUGAUGGUCUAAUACAACAAACAGAUAAUGUUGUUAAAAAAGUUUUAAAUCUUGUUGAUACAUUUGGUAUCAUAUCAGAUAAUGAUCAUAAUAUGAAUAUUUUACGACAAACAUCAUCAUCAUCAUCACAAAUCAAUGCACAGCAACAACAACAACAACAACAACAACCAACAAAUAUUGUUGAAUAUGAAAAUGAAAAUUUAAAUAAUUUUCAUACAAUUAAUACAUUUACUGUUGAUCCAACAAGAGUAAUUUUACAAACAGAUUCAUCAUUAAAAACAAAAUCAUUUGAUGAAUCUACAAUAAAAAAAUCAUUAUUUCCAAUUUUAUCAUCAUCAAAUGAUAAUCAAACUCCUAUUGAAAUAACACAAAUAGCAAACAAUUUAACAGAUAAUAUUUUUGAAGAUAUUGAAAAAAAAUUUGAAAAACAAAAUCAAUCAAAUAAUUUUAAUAUAAUUAUAAAUAAUAAUCGACAAAAUUUACUAGAUAAAUUAUCAAUGCAAUCAUCUAAUAAUAUAUUUCGUCAUAAUACACCAUUAUUACCACAAUCACUAGCAUUAACACAUCCAGCAUCAAUUCAAUCGACAACUCGUCCUCUAAUGUUUGUUUCACAUGAACCAAGUUAUAAUAUAACAAAAACAAUUUCACCAUUACUUGAUAUUGUUACAACAAAAUCAAUACCAAAAAUAACAACAUCAGUUACAGUUGUAAGUCCACCUCAACCAGAAAUUUCAUCAAUAAUAACAACAAAUAUAAAUUCUGAUGAUGAAGAACAAUUAAAUAGUUCUUCAACAUUAAUACCAAAUAGUAGUAUAGCUUCAGAUCGUUCGAAAUUUUUACUAACUAGUAGUAAAGAAAGUAGUAUAGAUUCAAAUGAUACAAAUCUAUCUGAUAAUGCUAUAUCACAACAAUUAAAUACAGGUAGUGCAACACCAGCACGUUCAUUGCUGUCUGAUUAUGAUAAUUUACAUGGUUCAUACGGAAGUUUAAAUGACGACACUCAACAACCAUUAUCAUCUCUUCCUUCAGCUUCUUCAGCAUCAUCUGAAGCAAUAUCGUCUAUGCCGACAUCUAGUACUACUACUACUAUUGCUGCUGCUGCUGUCGUUCCUACAAUAUCGAUGUCAACAAUAAAUGAAAGUUUCGAAAGUUUACCAUCAUUAUCUACUGAAACAUAUGUAACCGCUAUGAAUACAUUGACGAAUAAUACACCAAGUGGUUCAACAAUACUAACACAACGUAUAAAUUCCUAUAUAAGUGAUGAAGAUCUUGUUGAAUCACAUGAUAUUGAAACACCAACCCUAACAUCUAUUAAUCCAUUUCGAUUUUAUAAAGCAUCGCCGCCUAUAAUCGAAGUUGUUGAAGACAAUAGUGAACCUGUUGAUGAAGAUGAUAUGUCAUUUUUAAAUGAUGUUCUUGAACAAUACAAUCAGAAUCUUUAUCUACAAGAUACUCACGGAAAAAAUAUUAGUGAUACAGAACAAAUAUCAACUGAUGUGAAUAAAGAAGUUUAA